This is a messenger RNA of Saimiri boliviensis boliviensis (Bolivian squirrel monkey), 2149 nucleotides long. It is a transcript of the gene SLC39A4, whose product is annotated as solute carrier family 39 member 4. Gene Ontology annotation, biological process: intracellular monoatomic cation homeostasis; zinc ion import across plasma membrane. Gene Ontology annotation, molecular function: monoatomic cation:bicarbonate symporter activity; zinc ion transmembrane transporter activity. NCBI's taxonomy places the organism in Eukaryota, Metazoa, Chordata, Mammalia, Primates, Cebidae. Gene Ontology annotation, cellular component: plasma membrane. The record is from RefSeq and is a predicted model, not a curated record.
AGCCCCAGUCUGGCCCCAGGCAGCCCCAGCAAAGCCGCCCUCAGCCAGCCCAGAAGCACUGCGCCUCAGCAACACCCACUGAGCACGCUGGGAGCUGAGUAUGGCGGCCCUGGUCCCGCUGGAGCUGGGGCUACUGCUGUCUGUGCUGGUGGUGACAGCGACGGCGUCCCCGUCUGCUGGUCUGCUGAGCCUGCUUACCUCUGGCCGGGGCACUCUGGAUCAAGAGGCACUGGGCGGCCUGUUAAAUACGCUGGCGGACCGUGUGCACUGCGCCAACGGGCCGUGUGGAAAGUGCCUGUCUGUGGAGGAUGCCCUGGGCCUGGGUGAGCCCCCGGGUCCAGUCCUGGAGACUGGGUAUAUCGCCCGCCUCAGUGCGGCUGCCGCCCUGUACCUCAGCAACCCCGAGGGCACAUGUGAGGACGCUCGGGCUGGCGGCUGGGCCUCUCAUGCGGAUGACCUCCUGGCCCAACUCGAAAGCCCUGAGGACCUGAUCCUGGGCCUGAGCAGGCUGCUGCAGAAGGUGCAGGCCCGGGCUGCUGGCCCCGCCCUCAAGACGGCCUGUGUAGAUAUCCCGCAGCUGCUGGAGGAGGCCACGGAGGCGGGGGCUCCAGGCAGUGCUGGGGGCGUCCUGGCUGCCCUGCUGGACCACGUCAGGAGCGGGUCUUGCUUCCGCGCCUUGCCCAGCCCUCAGUACUUUGUGGACUUUGUGUUCCAGCAACAUGGCAGUGAGGCCCCUAUCAUGCUGGCCGAGCUGUCGGCCUUGAUGCGGCGCCUGGGGGUGGGCAGGGAGGCCCAUGGCGACCACAGUCGUCAGCACAGGAGGGCCAGCGGCCAGGACCCUGUGCCCCGCUCUACAUCCAACGGCAGCUCCAGUGUGUGGGACACGGUAUGCCUGAGCGCCAGGGACGUGAUGGCUGUGUAUGGACUGUCGGAGGAGGCAGGGGUGACCCCGGAGGCCUGGGCCCAACUGAGCCCUGCUCUGCUCCAACAGCAGCUGAGUGGGGCCUGCACCUCCCAGCACGGGCCCCCCAUCCAGGACCAGCUCAGCCAGGCAGAGAGAUAUCUGUACGGCUCCCUAGCCACACUGCUCAUCUGCCUCUGUGCUGUUUUUGGCCUCCUGCUGCUGACCUGCACUGGCUGCAGGGGGGUCACCCACUAUGUCCUGCAGACCUUCCUGAGCCUGGCGGUGGGUGCACUCACCGGGGAUGCUCUCCUGCAUCUGAUGCCCAAGGUGCUGGGGCUGCACACACACAGUGAAGAGGGCCUCAGCCCACAGCCCACCUGGCACCUUCUGGCCAUGCUGGCCGGGCUCUACGCCUUCUUCCUGUUUGAGAACCUCUUCAACCUCCUGCUGCCCAGGGACGCAGAGGACAUGGAGAACAGGCCCUGCAGCCACAGCAGCCACAACCACGGUGGCCACAGCCACGGCAUUUCCCUGCAGCUGGCACCCAGCGAGCUCCGGCAGCCCAAGCCACCUCACGAGGGCUCUCGCGCAGACCUGGUGGCGGAGGAGAGCCCGGAGCUGCUGAACACGGAGCCCCGGAGACGGAGCCCAGAGUUGAGGCUGCUGCCCUAUGUGAUCACGCUGGGCGACGCCGUGCACAACUUCGCCGACGGGCUGGCCGUGGGCGCCGCCUUCGCGUCCUCCUGGAAGACCGGGCUGGCCACGUCGCUGGCCGUGUUCUGCCACGAGCUGCCACACGAGCUGGGGGACUUCGCGGCCUUGCUGCACGUGGGGCUGUCCGUGCGCCAAGCGCUGCUGCUGAACCUGGCCUCCGCGCUCACGGCCUUCGCCGGUCUCUACGUGGCACUCGCGGUCGGAGUCGGCGAGGAGAGUGAGGCCUGGAUCCUGGCGGUGGCCACCGGCCUGUUCCUCUACGUGGCGCUCUGUGACAUGCUCCCGGCCAUGUUGAAAGUGCGGGACCCGCGGCCUUGGCUCCUCUUCCUGCUGCACAACGUGGGCCUGCUGGGCGGCUGGACCGUCCUGCUGUUGCUGUCUCUGUACGAAGAUGACAUCACCCUCUGAUACCCUGCCCUAGUCCCUGGCCUUUGACUCAAGACCCCACACCCCACAAACCUACAGCCCAGAAGCCAGGGCCCCUAUAGAGGCCCCAGUCCCAACUUCAAUAAAGACACUCUCAUCCUUGGA